CGGGGUUCUGCGCGGACUGAGCGCUCCGGCCGCAAUGGGUCCGCAACUAGCCCUCCUGAUGGCGGCGCUGGCCGGGUGCCUGCUUCCUGCCGGGGGCUGUCUCAUAUGUGCUACAAGGGUCACAGAGGCGCUAAAAUUCUUGGAGCUGGAUUACCUGCCUGGCCACCUGGCGCUCGAGCGUCGCCAAAGCUUGAUGCAAAGGAUAAAACAAGCCGUGGUGGAUUUCAAGGAACUGCCAAUUGACGAGGAUUCCUAUAUGGGGGUUGUCGAUGAGCCAACACUGGAAAAGGCAGCCUGGAGUUUUGUGAAGGAUCUGACCCGUAUCACGGAGAGCAAUGUAAGAGGUGAGCUGCUCGUGAAGGAGCUGUACUGGAUGUUGCACCUGCAGAAGGAUAUCUUUGCCCGCUUUGCAGCUCAGUUCCAAAAAGAGGCUUUUUGUCCCAACAAAUGUGGUACGAUGUUGCAGAGUCUGAUCUGGUGCAAUACCUGCCAGAAGCAGGUCCACACCUGUCGAAAGAGCUCUGAUUGCGGGGUGCGCGAAAUCACGGUCCACGAAAUGGAAGACUUGAGGCUGAACUGUGAGCUCAGCUGGCAUCGACUCUCUCAAGGCCUGGCCAGUUACAACUUUUUCAGGGUUUGGGGGACAAAGUCUGAGACCUUGCUGUACACGGGGAAUGAUCACACCCUGACCAAGCCCGCGGUGACUGCAGAGGAUGCCGGUGUCUACCGCUGCAGUUUGGACACUGUGAGCUCCGGCCCAGCCACGAUCAUCCAUUAUCACGUCAGAGUGUUGCCCAGAAAGCCCUUUCAAGAUAUACCGUCAGCUGGGGAGGCCUCAGGCGUUCAUCCUACACCGACACAGUGUCCGAAGUCCGAGAACGUGCUGAGAGGCCGUCUGAUAGCACUGCUCAUCUGGGGCUCUGUGGUGCUGAUAAUCGGCUUUGCGACCGCGAUACUUUGCUUUCGACCUGAGAAAGUGAUCAAUUCCAUCAAGUCCUGGUUUAACAAGAACGAGCCUGCCAAGGAGCCUGUCCAGGAGCCCGCCAAGGAGCCCGCCAAGCCUCCCCAUGUUCCAAAGGAAAAAGCCACACGAUCAGGGCUCAAAUAAAGAUUUAUCUGGUUGUCUAAA
Molecule: messenger RNA, 1129 nt
Organism: Ailuropoda melanoleuca (giant panda)
Lineage: Eukaryota; Metazoa; Chordata; Mammalia; Carnivora; Ursidae
Gene: IZUMO1
Product: izumo sperm-oocyte fusion 1
Exons: 9
Coding region: 35-1108 (357 amino acids)
Biological process (GO): fusion of sperm to egg plasma membrane involved in single fertilization; heterotypic cell-cell adhesion; sperm-egg recognition
Cellular component (GO): acrosomal membrane; plasma membrane
Molecular function (GO): signaling receptor binding; protein binding involved in heterotypic cell-cell adhesion
Source: RefSeq, a predicted model, not a curated record